AUGCCUUCAAGAGCGAACAUCCCUCCUGCAGUUCAUGGUGGACCUGCUAUCUGCCCUGCAAACACUCUUCUACGACCCCACGCCCUUCACGCGCCUGCGUUUGCGAUCUGCGUCACCUCCGCCAGGACGGCGGCGCAGCUCGUCGCGCGAGCCGAACCACAGGCGUGCACAGAGGCUGAAAUGGAUGGCGGGAGGGGGCUCAUCGUGUCUCCAUGGAAAGGGGGGAAAGUUGCUGGUCUUGCGCAUAACCUCGUGGUUCGUUCAUGGCUUACGCAUCUCCACAGCGGCUGCUACGCCUGCGCGUCGCAGUGUGACCUGGCGCCCUUGCCCAGCGCACAGGCAAUGAAGGAGAUCAGCACGACAGUCACCGGCGGUGACGACCUUCGUGAGCUGUGCACAGCCCUCGAGGCAGAGAUUGCGCAGGCCUCGCAAGCGUUCACAGCCCAGGUUCAGCGCGUUUUGGCUGAAGCCGAGCAGAGCGCCCGUGCGAUCGGUGCCGCAGCCCCGGGCCAGUCGCUGCGCGCCUGCGGACUUUGGGUUGAGCAGGAGAAGCGGCGCAAGGAGAAGCAAGGUCUGCCUUCAGACCGUGCGAUGCCUUCCGUUGACUGGGCCGAGGAGCGAGCGCAGUACCUGGCCACGACGCGUGCCAUGGAAGCCAAGUUUGCGCAGCUGACAAAGCUCAGAAGGCUGUUGCAGGCCAAGUACAACGCCGCCCGCCGGAAGAUCCACGCGGGGCGCUACUGA
Molecule: messenger RNA, 744 nt
Organism: Symbiodinium natans
Lineage: Eukaryota; Dinophyceae; Suessiales; Symbiodiniaceae
Source: the annotation of a GenBank genome assembly